AUGGAUGUCCAUAUAUCGGAACAGUUCGUUGCGUCACAAUUCAAGAUGUAUGACGGGACAACGGAUCUCGAGGCCCACAUCAAGACUUUCUCGAACGCUAUGGCGUUCAGGACAGGCAAUGACGCUAUCUGGUGUCUCGCAUUUUCAUUGUCACUAGAAGGAAAGGCGCUCGAGUGGUUCAAUUAUCUUCCCUCCAAUUCUAUAGAGAAUUUCGCCGGCUUACAACGCCUAUUCAACCAGCAGUUUACCGCUAACAGUACUCAAGACCUGACAGUUUUCGAGCUGGUCACCCUGAAGCAAGGCAAGGAAGAAACGCUUAGAGCGUUCAUGGACCGCUAUCAGAAGACCGUGCGACAAGUGAAGGGCUUAAGCCUAAAACUCUCUCUGCAUUACAUCCUCCCCGCCCUCAAGCCAGGACCGUUUAAGGACAGCGGCGAUGGACGAAAUCAGGGUGGAAGAAAUGAAACUGUCAUACAGAAAGGAAAGUCAGGAGCACAAGGGGGAAAGGACGAAUGGGGGAAAAUCAGGCACUUCGGUGGGAAACCGGGAAGUCUCAAACAUAAGGAACCGCGUCGAGGACCCCGUUUCCAACAGUACACCCCCUUGAACGCUCCUAGGGAGAAGAUCCUCCGAGAAGCGCUAAGCACGAAAUUGCUCCUCGAACCCAUGAAGCGACCUACUCCGCCAGGCGCAGACGGAACCAAACACUGUCUGUACCACAAAAACAUGGGUCACACUACCGAAGAGUGUGUGACCUUGAAAGACAAAAUUGAAGAGCUAAUCCGGGCGGGACAACUGAAACAGUACGUUCGAGUUGAUCGCCCCCCGACACCCGCGGAACGACCUAGCCCGCGGCAUGCUUAUAGGCACAAAAGGUCUGGAAGUAAUCGGAUCGAUCGCCCACGCUCGAAGCAGCGAUGA
Vigna umbellata (rice bean) is the source of this 921-nucleotide messenger RNA. RefSeq lists its product as uncharacterized. Lineage: Eukaryota; Viridiplantae; Streptophyta; Magnoliopsida; Fabales; Fabaceae. The record is from RefSeq and is a predicted model, not a curated record.